Molecule: messenger RNA, 1197 nt
Organism: Clonostachys rhizophaga
Lineage: Eukaryota; Fungi; Ascomycota; Sordariomycetes; Hypocreales; Bionectriaceae
Source: the annotation of a GenBank genome assembly
AUGUCUCGUCAGGUAUUCGCUCGGGUUCCUAACGGUGUCGAACAGGCGCCAACUCCCUUCACACUGCAGGUGUCCGAAGACAGUAUCAGCGAAUUCCGUCAGCUCCUGGCGCUGUCAAAAGUCGGACCGCCGACCUGGGAAGGAUCUCAGCCGGAUGGUCGAUUUGGCGUUACCAGAGAAUGGCUAAUCAAUGCGAAAUCUGUCUGGUUGAACCAAUUCAACUGGCGCCAGUUUGAGGAGCGCAUCAACUCGUACCCAAAUUUCACGAUGAACAUACCUGCGGAUGAUGGCAGCGGCGAGUUUACAAUACACUUCGCUGCCCUGUUCUCAGCCAGAGAGGACGCGAAGCCCGUCGUCUUCCUUCACGGGUGGCCAGGAUCAUUCGUCGAGUUCUUACAGAUUCUGGCAAUACUCAGCAGUCGAUAUACGCCGGAUACGUUGCCAUACCAUGUGGUAGUGCCUUCUCUUCCAGGCUACACCCUCUCUACAGGUCCCCCACUGGAUCGGGAUUUCACCAUGGCGGAUGCUGGUAAGCUCAUUCACGGGUUAAUGAUGAGGCUGGGAUUCAGCAACGGUUAUGUGGCUCAAGGAGGAGAUGUGGGCUCGGUCCUAGCUGUGUCCAUGUCAGCCACUUAUGAGCAAUGCGAAGCUGUUCAUGUAAACCUCUGGAUGGAGCCGGGUAGCUCUGAAAUGAGUGGCGAAGAGGCACAUCACAGAGAAUUGGAUAUCACGGCGGCUCGCCGAGCAGAAUCAUUUAGGACGACUGGAAUGGCAUACUUCAUGGAGCACGCCACGCGACCAUCUACAAUCGGUUUAGUCCUCUCGAGCAGCCCACUAGCUCUUUUAUCAUGGAUUGGCGAAAAAUUCCUCGAUUGGUCGGACCCCAGACAACCACCUAGUCUCGACACAAUACUUAGUAUGGUGUCUCUGUACUGGUUCACGUCAUGUUUUCCUCGAUCCAUUUGGCCCUAUCGUUAUCUCGCUAGUCCAACUGCCCGCGUCUCCGUGCCGAAAACAAAGCCGUUUGGGUAUUCAUGCUUCCCUUACGAAAUUUCGACUGCAUCUGAGUCCGUGGUGGGGGCAUCUGCUGAGAACUUGGUGUUCUAUGCCAAAUAUGACAGGGGUGGCCAUUUCGCGGCCCUUGAGCAGCCUGAGUUGCUACUUGAAGGUGUAGAGGAGUUCAUCGCGAAGCUUUGA